Mesitornis unicolor (brown roatelo) is the source of this 2397-nucleotide messenger RNA. It is a transcript of the gene DPP10, whose product is annotated as dipeptidyl-peptidase 10 (non-functional). Gene Ontology annotation, molecular function: serine-type peptidase activity; dipeptidyl-peptidase activity. Lineage: Eukaryota; Metazoa; Chordata; Aves; Mesitornithiformes; Mesitornithidae. Gene Ontology annotation, biological process: proteolysis. The transcript has 16 exons. The annotation marks the transcript as partial. The record is from RefSeq and is a predicted model, not a curated record.
GGAAUAUUACAUCACCAUGGUGAAAUGGGUAAGCAACACCAAGGCUGUGGUGAGAUGGUUAAACAGACCCCAGAAUAUCUCCAUCCUUACCGUUUGUGAAACCACAACUGGGGCAUGCAGCAGGAAAUAUGAAAUGCAGUCAGACCUGUGGCUUCCUAAACAGAACGAAGAACCAGUUUUCUCCAAAGAUGGCAGUAAAUUCUUCAUGACUGUCCCAGUGAAGCAAGGAGGCCGGGGUGAAUUUCACCACAUAGCCAUGUUUAUUGUUCAGGCUAAAAGUGAACAAAUCAGUGUGAGACACCUGACAUCAGGAAACUGGGAAGUUAUCAAAAUCCUGGCAUAUGAUGAAAACACUCAAAAGAUUUAUUUCUUAAGCACUGAAGAAUCCCCAAGAGGAAGACAGCUACAUAGCGUAUCAACAGUGGGAUCACUGGAUCGUCAUUGUCUCUCAUGCAACUUCUUGAAAGACCACUGCACAUACUUCAGUGCAAAGUUUAGCCCCAUGAGUAGGCAUUUUUUACUGCACUGCAAAGGGCCAGGCAUUCCAGUUGUUAGUGUGCACAGUACAAGUAAUCCUGCAAAGUUUUAUAUUUUGGAAAAUAAUGCUGUGUUGAAAGAAGCUGUAUUUAAGAAAAAGAAUUCCAAGACUGAAAUUAAAAUACUUCACAUUGAGGAUUACGAACUCCCUUUACAGUUGUCACUGCCAAAAGAUUUCACGGACCGAAACCAGUAUGCCCUUCUGUUAAUAAUUGAUGAAGCUCCAGGCAGCCAGUUGGUUACAGAUAAGUUUCACAUUGACUGGGACUCAGUGCUUGUCAACUCUGAUAAUGUCAUCGUAGCUCGAUUUGAUGGCAGAGGGAGUGGAUUUCAAGGCCUUAAGAUUCUACAGGAGGUCCACCGAUGCUUAGGAUCAGUGGAAGUGAAGGACCAAAUAGCAGCCGUAGAAUCACUAGUGAAACAACCCUUCAUUGAUCCUAAGAGGCUGAGUAUAUUUGGAAAGGGAUACGGUGGCUACAUUACAUCAAUGAUCCUGAAAUCCAAUGAACGACUCUUCAAAUGUGGAGCUGUGGUGGCACCAAUUACAGACAUGAAGUUGUAUGCAUCAGCUUUUUCAGAAAGAUACCUUGGUAUUCCAUCAAGAGAGGAAAAUACCUAUCAGGCAUCCAGCGUAUUACACAAUCUUCAUGGUUUAAAGGAAGCGAACUUGCUAAUAGUUCAUGGGACAGCUGAUACUAAAGUCCACUUCCAACAUUCGGCAGAACUAAUUAAACAUCUAAUAAAAGCUGGAGUUAAUUACACUAUGCAGAUCUACCCGGAUGAAGGUCAUAACAUUGCUUCUGAGAAAAGCAAAUAUCACCUUUACAGCACAAUCCUUGGGUUUUUUAGUGCUUGUUUAAAGGAGGAGACACCAAUUUUACCACAGGAACCUGAAGAGGAUGAAUAAGGAGACCUAUUUGUGUAGUACUGAAGGGGACUUACUUUGCGGCUCAAUAAAACCUUAAAUAAAAGUGACUGUGAGAUUGCAGAUUCUGCAGAAGCUCAAGGGCAGCUAAAGGAUAUCACAGUGGAACAGCACAUUUACAGACAAUGAGCUAAUAAACUGGAAUUCGACUACAAAGUCCAAACUUAUUACCAAGGGACAAAACCUUUACCUUUGUGGAAGGUCAACAGUUGGUUACAGUUUCCUGGAAGAACUUAGUUUUGCAUAAGUGUAGAGUUAGUGCAUGUUUAUGUUAAGCCUCACUGUUGGUUCUGUAAGUGGUUGCUCGUUUUUUAAUUUAAAUGCACAUCUUUAUUCAUCUUUGCAUAAGGCACAACCUAUCAUAAGUAUUAUGGCCACUAAUGUUUUAAAAGGUGAGCUGCGAUCUAACACUUUAAUGUUACAAUAAGUGCAAUUCUUUCGCUAUUACACGUAAGAAACCACAGAGAUAAUAAAGGGCACGAUAUUUUUCUCUAGUUUCUGCUCAAAGGGGAUAUAUUGUCUAGUGCAUCAUAUAACACUGAUAUUGAAAAUGAUUUUUUCCCCCCAAUUUCAGCAUUUACUAUUAUUACUCUACCUACUAGUAACCAAUAAGGGACUUUUGAUAGUGUACUCUUGGUCUUUAUGUAUAUACCCAGGAUUCCCUAAGCAGAAGAUCUUUAUGAGCUUGAAGAAUUCUUUUCAAGACGUAAUUAACAGCUGUAUUUAAAAAAAUAUCUGCAAUUGAAAAAUUUCCCCAGUCCAAAAUGUAUCAUUGUUUCCUUUAAAAUAUGUUUGGGUUGUGUUCUGGUAUCAUUUAUAGUAGUUAAUAGUUUGCUGGUUACACUCUAAUUUUAGAAUAUGCUACUUUGUCACAUGUAAAUUAGAUACAUAAAUAUUAAAUUAUAGUUUCAGAUAAAGAAAAUUUAUUAACAAUG